This is a messenger RNA of Cariama cristata (Red-legged seriema), 935 nucleotides long. It is a transcript of the gene GABBR2, whose product is annotated as gamma-aminobutyric acid (GABA) B receptor, 2. Gene Ontology annotation, cellular component: membrane. Gene Ontology annotation, molecular function: G protein-coupled GABA receptor activity. The record is from RefSeq and is a predicted model, not a curated record. Gene Ontology annotation, biological process: G protein-coupled receptor signaling pathway. The transcript is spliced from 4 exons. The annotation marks the transcript as partial. NCBI's taxonomy places the organism in Eukaryota, Metazoa, Chordata, Aves, Cariamiformes, Cariamidae.
CUCAUCACACUGAGGACAAAUCCAGAUGCAGCCACACAGAACAGACGAUUUCAGUUCACUCAAAAUCAAAAGAAAGAAGAUUCAAAAACAUCAACAUCAGUCACCAGCGUCAAUCAGGCCAGCACAUCUCGACUAGAAGGACUGCAGUCAGAGAACCACCGCUUAAGAAUGAAAAUUACAGAGCUGGACAAAGACUUGGAAGAGGUCACAAUGCAACUUCAGGACACUCCUGAGAAAACAACAUACAUUAAGCAGAACCACUAUCAGGAUCUUAAUGACAUUCUUAGUAUACGGAACUUCACAGACAGCAAAGAUGGUGAGACAGCCAUUUUGAAAAAUCAUCUUGAUCAAAAUCCACCAGCACAAUGGGGGUCAUCAGACCCUUCCAGAACAAGCAAAGAUCCUAUAGAAGACAUCAACUCUCCAGAGCACAUACAGCGUCGGCUGUCUUUGCAGCUGCCCAUUCUUCAUCACGCCUACUUGCCAUCCAUAGGAGGAGUUGAUGCUAGCUGUGCCAGUCCCUGCGUAAGCCCCAGUGCCAGCCCGCGGCACAGACACGUGCCGCCCUCCUUCCGAGUGAUGGUUUCGGGGCUGUAGGAAAGGGAGAUCAGUGCUUCCUGAACUGCUUUUAAGUACUUAAUGACUGGACUAAACAUCUGACCUAGAACUCUGCUACAAACGUGUAACAUUGGCUCUUACCGCAGAGGAACUACCGCUGAGGCCGUCGUCACGGGAGUGCCCGUGUAACUCGUGUGGGAAGGCAAAGAAGAAGGACACAAGGAGUUUGAUCUGUAGCCUUAUUCAUGGAGUUUUUAUUUCUUCACGUAGAAGUCACUGAAAAACGUUUCUUCCCAAAUUUCUACUAGCAACAAGGAGGCUGGGAAAUACAGAUCUUGCAAAAAAGACGCUAGGAAAACAAAAAAAACAAAAACAAA